AGCUAAACUGGACAUCGCUACAGAGGUGAUCUCAGAGAAUCUGGGCAGUAAGUGGCGCAAACUGGGACGGAAACUACAAGUGAGUGACGUCAAGCUGGAGUCCAUCUCCAGAAGACAUCCGACAGAGCUGGACGAGACGGCGGUGGAGCUGCUGAAGGAGUGGAGGAAGAGUCGAGGAGCRGAGGCCAGAACCCAGGAUCUGAUCAAAGCCCUGAAGGACUGUCAGUUAAAGAUGACCGCUGAAAAAGUGGAGGACGAACUUAAAAGUCGAGGGUAUGACCAGUAGAGAUCUACAGAUAGGAUUCAAGGUUAAUUAAAAAACAACUAAAAAGGUUUUGUCUGUAAAAAAAUAUAUAUUAAAAAAAAUGCACACAAUCUUUGAGCUGAUGAAUAGAUGUAAGAAAAGCACCUCUUCAUUGUCAGAUUAUUAUUGUCAUUAUUCUUUCCUUUGACACUAAAACAAAAACCAUUUUGUUUUAAUAUUAGGAUUAUUCAAUGUUAACAGUAAUAUUUACUUGUGAAAAGUUAGUCUCCGCAUGAUCAGCUAUAAACAUGAAAACUAAUUUUAUACACAACAAAUAGGAAGGUGUUGGACCUGCCAGCUAUGUUUACAUUAAAAACRUUUUAUAAACCUUU
Molecule: messenger RNA, 636 nt
Organism: Austrofundulus limnaeus
Lineage: Eukaryota; Metazoa; Chordata; Actinopteri; Cyprinodontiformes; Rivulidae
Gene: fadd
Product: Fas (tnfrsf6)-associated via death domain
Biological process (GO): positive regulation of innate immune response; extrinsic apoptotic signaling pathway; regulation of apoptotic process
Cellular component (GO): CD95 death-inducing signaling complex
Molecular function (GO): death receptor binding; caspase binding
Source: RefSeq, a predicted model, not a curated record